Molecule: messenger RNA, 1611 nt
Organism: Capronia coronata CBS 617.96
Lineage: Eukaryota; Fungi; Ascomycota; Eurotiomycetes; Chaetothyriales; Herpotrichiellaceae
Exons: 1
Coding region: 1-1611 (536 amino acids)
Biological process (GO): transcription by RNA polymerase III
Cellular component (GO): RNA polymerase III complex
Molecular function (GO): DNA binding
Source: RefSeq, a predicted model, not a curated record
AUGCCGGACGCACCGGCCGCGACACCAAAGCCCGCGGGCGCGAAGCCAUCCACCACCGGCCCCAAACCCAAGCCCCGCGCAGGGGUGGUGCGCAAAACCAAAGCGGAGCGAGAACAAUUUGCGAAAGAAGAAGCCGAACGCCAAAAGGCGCGGCUCGCGGAGGAAGCCAAAAACGAGCGCACGAGGGGAGGUGCACGGGGCGGAAGAGGGGGUGCUGGUGCUCGUGGAGGCAGAGGGGGUGCGUCUGCUGCCGGGCCGAGAGAUGAUCGUGCCAGAGAUGGACCCAUGGGAGUCGGCGGUGGCGUGUUCGGUGCUGGUAGCGGGUUGAAACCGGGCGGCCGACCCAGAGGCAUGCUCGCCGAAGGACACAGUGAAGUGCUGGACGGACAGGCCGCACUCAAAUUUGACGAAUCCGGAGGCGGCGAACUUGCUGGAUCUUCUGGUGGUGGCGGUGGUGGUGGAAGAGGAGCGGCCGCAGGAUCCCGAAAAGCAGGAGACACAUAUGAGAUUCCCUCGGACGACGACCCCGACGAGCCGAAGCGGGAUAUCGAGAGGAUCUGGAUCUCCAGCGAGGAAGAAGAAGAAGAAGACCAAGGACCUGUUUCUAGCAAGGGGAAACAAAGAGCAACACCGCGUACGUUCAAGGCUUCACUGGCUCUCCGACCUGUGCGCGCGCCUCGGAUGCGGAGAGAAGAUGAAGAGGAAAAUGCAAAUACCGUCUCGGGUAAGAAGCGGGGAACGCUCAAGAAGAAUGAAGAAUCUGUGGAUGCUCAUGAGCUGCCUGAAGACGGCGAUGCGAUGGAUGUGGAUGUGGACGUGGGCGUGGACGACCCGGUCUUUGUCAAAGAGCAGCCAUCCAGUCCUGAGAUGCGGAAACGGAAUCUCAAAAAGCCGCGCAGCCUCAGCGGCCGAGCCCGAGAUCUCAAGCUGGCCGCGGAGACGAUCGAAGAGCGAGCCGAACGGCUACGGGUCUCAGACGAUACACACAAGCUCCGAAAUCUGUUUACGGGCCAUCAAGCCGGCAAGCCGGACCCGACGAGCCAGGAUGCCGAUGAGUCGGAGGAGGAUUCUGGUAUCGAAGACGGCAAAUUGUUUCUUUUCCAAUUACCGCCUCUGACGCCGUUCUUGCUAGACGAAGAGUCGAUGAAUCACGAACCGGCCGUCAAGGCAGAGCCGAAUGCCGACACGACAGUCCCGCCUUCAGGAAUAACUGUUUCGAUUCCCUCCGCUGUGAAAAAGGACCCGGAGACCGACGCAGUUGCCGAUCCUUCGCUACCCCAUCUCCUGAUGGACGGCAUGUUGACGGCGUCUGAACCCACCCGCCUCCCGUCUGGACUGGUGGGGAAAUUGCGCCUCCACAAGUCCGGCAAAGUCUCUCUCGACUGGGGCGGCACGGAUAUCGAAGUGCAGUAUGGCUCCGAAGUGGACUUUCUGCAGGACGUGGUCAUGGUCAGUCCGGGAGUCAAGGCGGAAGGACAGGGCCAAGAAAACGGAGACGCAGACGAAGCGGGUGCAACCAACAAGGGCAAAGUCCCCGGCACGGCGUAUGCUUUGGGCCACGUCAGGAAGAAACUGGUCUUGAUUCCAGACUGGGCCAAACUGUAUGAUUGA